Messenger RNA from Linepithema humile (Argentine ant), 1688 nucleotides. It is a transcript of the gene Poc1, whose product is annotated as Proteome of centrioles 1. Lineage: Eukaryota; Metazoa; Arthropoda; Insecta; Hymenoptera; Formicidae. Gene Ontology annotation, molecular function: protein binding. Gene Ontology annotation, cellular component: centriole; ciliary basal body. Gene Ontology annotation, biological process: cilium assembly. The record is from RefSeq and is a predicted model, not a curated record.
UCGAAUUAAACAUCCCAUGUCGCAUACUGUUUUUGUAUAGAAAGUAAACCGUCAAAUGCCGAGUAUAAUGACGUUUAGACGCAUCAUAUAAAUUUAUGUCAAAAUAUUUUGAGCAAUGGUAGAGACUGCCUGCGAUCCUACAUUUGAGAGACAUUUUAAAGGUCAUAAAGAUGGAAUUACUGCUUUGUGCUUUCAUCCAAAUGCUACUCAACUCGUGUCAAGUAGUCUGGAUAAAACAUUAUUGGUAUGGAAUUUGUCAGAAUUAGUGAGAGCUUACAGAUUUAUAGCUCAUAAAGAUGGUAUUUUGGAUGUGUGCUAUGCACCAUCUGGAGAAGUUAUAGCCAGUGCUUCCAAGGACCGAUCUGUGAGAGUUUGGGUUCCUAAAGUUACAGGACAAUCACUAGACUUUAAAGCUCACAGUUCAGCUGUAAGGUCAGUGCAAUUUAGUCCAGAUGGAGAAAAGUUACUUACUGCAUCAGAUGACAAAAGUAUAAAGCUAUGGAUGGUAUGUCAGAGAAGAUUUCUUAUGUCAUUUAGUGGGCAUACAAAUUGGGUUCGAUGCGCUAAAUUUUCUCCCGAUGGUAGAUUGAUAACAUCCUGCAGUGAUGAUAAGACAAUAAAAAUAUGGGAUAUCAUUAGUGGAAAAUGUGUUAAAACCUUUAAUGAGAUAAAAGCAUGUGCUACAUAUGUGGAGUUUCAUCCAAGCGGUGCAGCUAUUGGUUCAGCAAACAUGGGUGCAUGUAUUAAAUUAUAUGACUUAAGAACAGGCUCUUUGUAUCAGCAUUAUGCUGCUCACAAAGGGCCUGUAAACAUGAUCAAAUUCCACCCAAAGGGUAGCUUCAUGUUGACAGCUUCCAAUGAUUCUACAAUAAAGGUUUUAGAUCUAUUAGAAGGUCGACCAAUAUAUACUCUAAAGGGACAUGCUGAUAGCGUAACAUCGAUAACGUUUUCACAAGAUGGUGACUUUUUUGCUUCUGGCAGCGCGGAUCGACAAGUGUUAAUGUGGAAGUCUAAUUUUUGUAAAAAUGACAGAUACUUUAAAUCCUUAAGAAAGGUCCCUGAACAAUCAAUACCUUCUGGUAGCAAACAGGAGUCUGACAGUGAAGAUAGAAAGUCAUCUACAAACAGUGACAAACAUGAAGAUAUGCAAGAGGAGCAGAAUCAAGAAACAGAUAUAUUAGAUGCAUUAGAAAUGUUGGAUUUAGAAUCAAACAGAAGUUAUUGUAAAGGACCCAUAGCUGAGAUGCCAACAAAAAGUAUAAGCAGAAAGAUCGAAGUGAUCAACUUGAAGAAUACUAUAUCUUCUGAAAAAGGUCGUGUAAUAAACAUCCCAGUUUCACAAGAUGAUACAUUGCUAUGUAUGUAUUCGUCUAGUCAGUCCGUUAAAGCAGUAGAAGCACUUCGUGAUCAAGUCCAAUCAUUAUAUGACACUGUUAACAUAUUAGAGCAACGUUUGACAGUAUUAGAGGAGGAACUUAAAAAAUGAAUUUAUAUUAUCUUAUAUAUUUUAUCUUUGUCAUUAGAUAUUAAUGAUUAAUUAAUGAAAUAAUAUACCUGUGUGUUUGUGUGUGCCAUCUUGACAAAUAAUUUAUACUUUCCGAGCAGAAUUGACGUGAGUAGAAUUUGUAAUAUAUAUUAUAAAUAUAUGUAAUAUAUAUUAUAAAGAUUACCGCAGCUUGAUAAAUUUU